CCCAUCCUAUUACCUAUGGAGAUGUGGAAGCUGAAGAAUGCUGUGAUGGAAUUUUCAUUUUUUGGAAGAAAUGUAGAAGAAAUCCCAUGUUUCAAGAGUUCUUUUAUGACAGGAAUAUUAAGUGGAUUUGGAAUUGGAAUGGCACAUUUCCUGGCAACUAGUCGAGUGAAGCGCUCAGCAGACUUUGGUUUUUACUCUUUCAUUACAAUAACUUUGGUAUACUGGACUUAUUGCCGGUAUAAAUGGUCUAAAGAUCGUUUCAUCUACAGACAGAUUCAAAGUGGUUUGCAAAAAGCUGCAGUUCUAGAAGGUACUGAAAAGGAUCCCAAUCAGACCAUUAAGUUAGAUGAAGCAUAAUUUAUGCACAUAGUUUUAUAGAUUAUUGGAAUUUUAAGUGUACAGUUAUAGAAAAAUAAAGGCUUUGAAAGCGUGUGAAACAUACAGCCUUUUUUAUAGCAUUAAAAACACAUUAAGUGGCGAAGCUACAUGUAUGUGUGGAUGUAAUGUAUAAAAGAUAAUAAAAACUUGCAUGGACAAAGUACAUCAACAUGAUAAAUGGUCCACAUGUAAUUUUUUAGCAAUUAUUAGACAAAUCUGUAGAAUUUAUAUGGAGAAAAUAAAAGGAUUGAAAUAAACUC
This is a messenger RNA of Limulus polyphemus (Atlantic horseshoe crab), 638 nucleotides long. RefSeq names its product cytochrome c oxidase protein 20 homolog (gene l(3)87Df). The transcript is spliced from 4 exons. The coding region runs from base 16 to 357 and encodes 113 amino acids. NCBI's taxonomy places the organism in Eukaryota, Metazoa, Arthropoda, Merostomata, Xiphosura, Limulidae. Gene Ontology annotation, cellular component: mitochondrion; mitochondrial inner membrane. Gene Ontology annotation, biological process: mitochondrial respiratory chain complex IV assembly. The record is from RefSeq and is a predicted model, not a curated record.